AUGGCCGACACCCGUAAAGUCUUCUUCUUCGAUAUAGAUAAUUGCUUGUACUCUAAGAGCAAGAAAGUGCAUGAACUAAUGGGUGUAUUGAUUGACAAAUACUUCCAAAACCAUCUGUCGUUGUCGCAAGAAGAUGCCAACGAAUUGCAUAUGCGGUACUACAAAGACUAUGGGCUUGCCAUCGAGGGUCUUGUACGCCACCACAAGGUCGACGCACUCGAGUACAACGAAAAGGUCGACGAUGCGCUGCCCCUCGAAGACAUCAUGUCAUAUGAUCCAAAGUUGCGCAAGCUGCUCAAGGAUCUAGACACGUCAAAAGUCAAGCCCUGGCUCUUCACCAACGCAUACAUCAACCAUGGUCGGCGAGUAGUCAAAUUGUUGGGUGUCGAAGACUUGUUCGAGGGCAUCACCUACUGCGAUUACUCGGCGGCCAGAUUCCUCUGCAAACCAUCGCCGGACAUGUUCAAAAAAGCCAUGGCUGAGGCUGGUGUAACAUCUCCUGAAGAUUGUUAUUUCGUUGUUACAGACGACUCUGCUAUCAAUGCAGCCGGUGCGACCAAGAUGGGUUGGACUGCCGCCCAUUUGGUAGAACCGGGUGUGACUGCACCCUCGGCGCAGGUCUCUCAGUACCAGGUUAGCAAUCUUGAGGAACUCAGGAGCAUCUUCCCUCAGUUCUUCAAGUCGACUUCAUAA
Molecule: messenger RNA, 693 nt
Organism: Aureobasidium namibiae CBS 147.97
Lineage: Eukaryota; Fungi; Ascomycota; Dothideomycetes; Dothideales; Saccotheciaceae
Product: pyrimidine 5'-nucleotidase-like protein
Exons: 5
Coding region: 1-693 (230 amino acids)
Biological process (GO): nucleotide catabolic process; pyrimidine nucleobase metabolic process
Molecular function (GO): nucleotidase activity
Source: RefSeq, a predicted model, not a curated record